Peromyscus maniculatus bairdii (prairie deer mouse) is the source of this 3752-nucleotide messenger RNA. Lineage: Eukaryota; Metazoa; Chordata; Mammalia; Rodentia; Cricetidae. The record is from RefSeq and is a predicted model, not a curated record.
GUUUCUUUUUAGAAAUGUUAUGAACAGAAGCAGUACAAAAAUGGCCUCAAAUUUUGCAAGAUGAUUCUUUCAAACCCAAAAUUUGCUGAACAUGGAGAGACUUUGGCUAUGAAAGGAUUAACGUUGAACUGUUUAGGAAAAAGAGAAGAAGCGUAUGAGUUUGUUCGUAAAGGACUCCGAAGUGAUGUCAGGAGUCACGUCUGUUGGCAUGUAUACGGCCUCCUGCAACGUUCGGAUAAGAAGUAUGAUGAAGCCAUUAAGUGUUACAGAAAUGCCCUCAAAUUAGAUAAAGAUAAUUUGCAAAUCUUGAGGGAUCUCUCUCUAUUACAGAUUCAGAUGAGAGACCUUGAAGGUUAUCGAGAGACAAGAUACCAGCUUCUUCAGUUGCGCCCAACACAGCGUGCUUCCUGGAUUGGAUAUGCCAUUGCGUACCAUUUGCUGAAAGAUUAUGAUAUGGCGCUAAAACUACUAGAGGAAUUUAGACAGACACAGCAAGUUCCUCCCAACAAAAUAGAUUAUGAAUAUAGUGAAUUGUUACUAUAUCAGAAUCAAGUGAUGAGAGAGGCAGAUUUAUUUCAAGAAUCUUUGGGACAUAUAGAAACAUAUGAGAAGCAGAUAUGCGAUAAACUUUUGGUGGAAGAAAUUAAGGGGGAAAUGCUGUUGAAAUUGGGAAGAUUGAAAGAAGCCAGUGAAGUAUUCAAAAACUUGAUUGACCGGAAUGCAGAAAACUGGCGUUACUAUGAAGGCUUGGAAAAAGCAUUGCAACUCCGCUCUUCAGAUGAGAGGCUUCAGAUUUAUGAAGAAAUCAGUAAACAGCACCCCAGAGCAGUUUCACCGAGAAGAUUGCCCUUGAAUUUUGUUCCAGGUAAAAAAUUUAGAGAACUCAUGGAUAAGUUCCUGAGACCAAACUUCAGCAAAGGGUGUCCACCCCUGUUCACUACUUUGAAAUCUUUGUAUUGUAAUAGAGAAAAGGUUUCAAUAAUCCAGGAACUUGUUACUAAUUAUGAAGCUUCUCUUAAAAUGAAUGGCUUUUUUAGCCCUUAUGAGAAUGGGGAAAAGGAACCUCCAACAACUCUACUCUGGGUCCAGUAUUUCCUGGCACAGCACUUUGAUAAACUCGGACAGUAUUUGCUGGCUUUGGAGUAUAUUAAUGCUGUGAUUGCUAGUACUCCAACUCUAAUAGAAUUAUUCUACAUAAAAGCAAAAAUAUACAAGCAUAUAGGUAAUCUCAAAGAAGCUGCAAAGUGGAUGGAUGAAGCACAGUCUUUGGACACAGCUGAUAGAUUCAUCAAUUCCAAAUGUGCAAAAUACAUGCUUCGAGCAAAUAUGAUAAAAGAAGCAGAGGAAAUGUGCUCCAAGUUCACAAGGGAAGGAACAUCUGCUGUGGAAAAUCUAAAUGAAAUGCAGUGUAUGUGGUUUGAGACAGAAUGCAUUUUGGCCUAUCAGCGCCUUGGGAGAUACGGGGAUGCCUUGAAAAAAUGCCAUGAAGUGGAAAGGCAUUUUUUUGAGAUAACCGAUGAACAAUUUGACUUCCAUACAUACUGCAUGAGAAAGAUGACCCUCCGUGCUUAUGUUGACCUCUUGAGAUUAGAAGAUACUCUCAGAAGACACACCUUUUAUUUCAAGGCUGCUAGAUCAGCAAUUGAAAUAUAUUUGAAAUUACAUGAUAACCCUUUAACCAGUGAAAGCAAGCAACAAGACGUAAAUUCAGAAAUCCUGUCAGCCAAAGAACUGAAGAAAAUGCUUAGCAAGCAAAGAAGAGCCCAGAAAAAGGCUAAGUUAGAAGAAGAGAGAAAGCACACAGAAAGGGAACGUCAGCAGAAGAGCCAGAAGAAAAAAAGAGAAGAAGAAGAAGAAGCUGCCAGUGGUCAUAAGGAAGAACUUAGACCUGAGAAACUAGAAAGGGUUGACAAUCCAUUAGAAGAGGCCAUCAAGUUCCUCACUCCUCUAAAGACCCUCGCUGCUGAUAACAUUUAUACCCACCUGCUAGCAUUUGAAAUUUACUUUAGAAAAGGGAAGUUUCUACUAAUGUUGCAGUCUGUUAAACGAGCCUUUGCCAUUGACAGUAAUAAUGCGUGGUUACAUGAAUGCUUGAUUAAAUUUUCUAAAUCUGUAUCUAAUCAUAGUAAUCUUCCAGACAUUGUGAGCCAAGUUCUAGCUCAAGAAAUGAAGAAAAUAUUUGUCAACAAAGACUUGCACAGCUUUAAUGAAGAUUUUCUCAAGCACAAUGCUACCUCUCUUCAGCAUCUACUUUCAGGUGCUAAAAUGAUGUAUUUUCUGGACAAGUCAAGGCAAGAGAAAGCAAUUGCUAUAGCCACUAGGUUGGAUGAAACUAUACAAGAUAAAAAUGUGAAGAUGCUGAUGCGGGUUGCUGAGGCACUGCUGGACGGCAGCUUUGGGAACUGUAGUGCCCAGUAUGAAGACUACAGGAAGGCCUGCCAUAGCCUGCUUCCACUCACACCUGCCUUCCUGCCUGCGGGGACCGAAGCUGCCCUGAACCAAACGGCUGGCCACGAGCUCUUGCAGCGUGAACUUUGAAAUCCUGUGCAAAGUGCUCCUACAGAUUCAAAGCUGAGCUCACAUCAGGGUUUCUUUUCCAGUGUGCAUUUUAAUAUUGGCAUGAAAUGAAAUAAUAGAAGUGUUAAAUGGAGUAUAGUGUAAGCUUGUUUUAUACUGUGUCUGGCCUCCAAUUUACAUAGACACCUGUUACAAUUGCUUGUUUAUACUUAUACAGUCUUACACUCCUGAAUUAGGAGUGUUGUUGCUUCUGUAUUAUACUUGAGUUGCUGAUAAGCUGUCUUACGCUGUUUUCUUUUGAUCCUAGUUUCAGAAUCUGUUUUGAUCUCUUUAUUGGCUUUUUUUUUUUUUUUUUGUAAGUGUUAGCUGUAUGUUAAGAAAUAGCCAUAUCUGGGGGGGUGGGAGGAGGGAAGAGAGGGGGACCUGGGGUUUGUAUGUAAAAUGAAAAAGAUGAAAUAAAAUCUUAUCCAUUUUACACACACACACACACACACACACACACACACACACACACAAAAGAAAUAGCUAUAUUUUCCAUUUUGGUAUUUAAUGCGAUCACUCCCUUUUUACCUUAAUUUGAAUGAUUUAUAUUUUCUCCUCGUGUCAUUAGACUCUAAUAUUCUUUUAUAAUAGCCAUAAAAGUGAUGCUUUAUGGUUGAAUAAAGGAACUCCAGUUUUUAUGUUGACAGUUCAGAAUGUGAAGACUGGUUUGCCUCUUAAUCAUGUAAAUUGACCAUCAAAUUUGUUGUGUGCCUGUGCUGGUCUUAUAGACCAUGGUGGAGGAAUUGCGCUUGCUUGAUUGACUAGAGAGUUAGCAAGUCGCUUGUUCUGAGAGGUUUUCUUCAAGGGAGCAUGAUUGGGCAGAGUACAAAUUAAAACAGCAAAGCACUAUCACCCUCAAAGCCUUUCUUUAACUACUAGGUGAAUUCUUAGAAUCCUCAGAAUAACUAAUUCUUAUAGUUAGUUAAGCUGUUAAAUCACAGUGUUGUUGAACAGUAUUUGGUGGAGGGGGGGCACCUUUUUGUCAUAUCAUAUAAUGGAAUCACUAUUUCUCAGCUAUGUCAAUAUGUCUGUAAAUCUACUAUCUGAUACAAACUCAGAAUGGAGAUUUUAUUUAGACAGUCCUAAUUAAAGUGAUUUCCCUUUAUCUCUAGAUUCAUAGUUGUUGAGAGGAGAAAAAUUAACUGUAAAAUAAUGCCUAGACAAUUCUGCAAUAAAUUAUUUUGUACAAAGUU